This is a messenger RNA of Cylindrotheca closterium, 2331 nucleotides long. The record is from the annotation of a GenBank genome assembly. Lineage: Eukaryota; Bacillariophyta; Bacillariophyceae; Bacillariales; Bacillariaceae.
AUGUUUUCCCAAGCUUCCUGGGAACUUUCCCAAGACAUUUCAACAAAAAACAAUGGGACAUCUGUACCCUUGACUCAGGAUUCCCAACUUUCCCUCGACCCUACCUCUCUAACUCUCACUCCCAUGUUGAGUCAACUGUCUCAAAUGUCAGAAACGUCAGCGACUCCAAACAACUCCCAACCGAUAGCAUUACAAAAGGAUGAGCCUGCAGACCCUUCAACCGCUGCCCACUCAAUUCUUGAAAUGUCCCAAACAACCUUUGAUGCAAUACUUCCAUCAACGACCUGUGAAGCUCCACUAGCACGUCCUCCCCAUAUCCAAACAGACACUCUUGAAAAUAAACUCAAGAAACUGGAGGAGCAACGGACCUCUCUACUGCAAUGCUACUACUUCCAUCCGCACCUACUACGCACCACCACAGUUUCCAAGUUACAUUUCACCAAGGAGCACUUCGGCAACGACCUGGUCAUGCUGGCCUUCGGAAUUGCUUUAUCUCUCCGCGCAAAUACCCAUUCUUUCUUUUGCAACUUCCAAACUGGCAUCCGUAUCCGGAACAACCUUCGCCGCAAGAAUGCGGCAUCCUUGGACACAGAGGUCGAAAUCUCCGUUCAACUCAAAGAUGAGGUUAACUUUUUCUCCAUGCUUGCUUUUGAAAUUGGAAAAAAGAACGGCAAAAGGUUGCAGUUGGGUCCUGAGAACUUGAAAAAGCGUUUUCUCCAACAUCUUGAGAUGGUGUAUGUCUUAUACCACCUCAUCCAGGCACUACUCCGGCAUGUUCUUCCACCGGAAGCAAUAAACCCAAACGAUUGUCUCUGGUUUCUAGGUCAGUUGAUGGUAUCUUGCCGGACAGAGAAUGAAUGCUUUGAGUCCAUCCUCAAGGUUGCACUCGCUACUCAAACAAUCCAACAAUCACCCUUGUUGGAAAAUCUUCGCACCUUGUGGGGAAAACGCACAAGCUCGAUUUUUCUUGAAGAAAUCCAAUCUCUGCUCUCUUCCCUUUUUGACAAUCAUACUGUCGCCGAUCUCCACUAUUGCUUGGAGGACUCUUGGGGACUUCUCGAACGAGCGGGACUCCGAACUUCCAUACUUGUUCAGCAAUGCAGAGUCUUGAAUAUUGUUCGUCAGCAGGCAGUUAAUGUUAAUCCUGGACACUACUUUACCAUCACUGUUGUCGCCAAAGCCCUUAAUCUUUGCCUGAAACACCCAAGCACGCAAGGUCGACUCCUACCGGCCCUUCACCUUUUCCAAACCCACACCCAGGAAAGGAAGAAACGUCGAAGCAAUUUCUCAAGAAAACAGCGCUCUCUCUUGUCUUGUAAACGUCCCGUGGAGCCCCCCCAGCCUUGCUUGCUGGACACUCACUCCAUCCUUGAACAGAGGCUGGACAGCACCUUAUGCUGCCUGUUGCAGUUCCAACAAGUCCUACCCAUUGUCCAUCCCUUCAGACAAUGCACACCCACAGCACCAAUCCAAUUGGAACUCGAAUCUCUCUCCUGCCUGAAAGUUACCACCGACCACGAGAAAGCAGAUUUCUUCCGUCUGUGGCAAGUCUCACGGGACAUCGUCGUCACCCCUCCCACUGCUGAUAAUAAAAUAUAUUCAGAGAGUGUGAAACGGCUCAAAGACGAUUGGCUAAGAGACGAUCUUAUUAAUGCCUUUUUCAAGAAGCUGUGUUGCAGAGUCAGGAGAGGAUACAAUCCUGGUGUAACACACAAUUUGUGUUGGUUUUUCACUUCGUACUUCUUCACCAGGGUAAUGAAUCUGGCAGUUGGUUUUGGUUUUGGGGAUGGAAGCUCAAAUCCUGAUAGUGGCAUCGACAAGAGCGGUGACCCGUUCAACAAGUACCAAUAUGCCAAUGUUGAGAAAUGGGCGAAACGCUUGUUACCCACUGGGAAUCUAUUCCUAUUGGAUACGUUGGCCAUACCUGUUAAUUUUCGGGGCAUCCAUUGGAUGCUUUGUGUUGUCUAUAUCCAGCACCAGAAAAUUUGUAUCUAUGAUUCCCUGCUUUCUCACAAAUAUGACUCCUACCUUGUACGCAGCGUUGUUUUUCAGUACAUUCUUGAUGAGUAUCAAUCGGUACAUGGUCAACCAAUGAGCUCAGCGGAUAUUAAUAAAUGGAGAUUUGCCAAUAAAGUCUUAAACGCACCUCAGCAGCGCAACACUCGGGACUGUGGUGUCCUUACUGUCCUCUUUGGGGAACAUCUCGAACAUGGGAUGCCUCUUGAUAUCCUCCAGGAAGAGCUCAAAGAUGAGUGUCAAUACAAGGCUAUUAUCACCCGCUGCCGUCUUCGUAUGGCCACUAUGGUCUUAAAGAAUCAGGAUUUGUCAUAA